Messenger RNA from Tribolium castaneum (red flour beetle), 569 nucleotides. RefSeq names its product NADH dehydrogenase (ubiquinone) B16.6 subunit (gene ND-B16.6). The record is from RefSeq and is a predicted model, not a curated record. Lineage: Eukaryota; Metazoa; Arthropoda; Insecta; Coleoptera; Tenebrionidae. Bases 61 to 516 code for a protein of 151 amino acids. The transcript is spliced from 2 exons.
GAAACUGUACCCAAAUCAAUAGAUGUCGCCCUGCCAAACAGCUGUUUGUUGUCAAUAAAAAUGGCCACGGCUGCGGCAAAAAAGCAGGAUAUGCCCCCGUCUGGGGGCUACAGGCCCAUAAACUUCAAGAGAGUCCCCGCAAGAUCGUACUUCAGCGGUUGGGCCCUUUUCGGGGGCUAUCUCGGAAUGACCGCAGCCGCAAGCUACCUCUACUACUUGAACUGUAAACAAGUGCAAGCUAACGAAAUUGAGAUGAGGUCCGGUCGUUUCGCUAUUUUCCCCUUGUUGCUUGCGGAGCGAGACCGCGAAUACUUGAAACAGUUGAGGCGAAAUCGGGACGAGGAAGCCAAGUUGAUGGCGAAUGUUGAGGGAUGGGAAGUCGGGACGUAUUACGGAGAGCCCUUGUUUAAAUCGUUUGAUAAGGACAAGUUGAUUGAACCCAUGAUGCAAGGGUAUUACGUGCAUGCCCCCAUGAAGGACUUCAGAGAUAGGGCUUAUAUCAGACAGUGGUCGUAAGGCAUUGUUGGUUGUAGUAAAUUCAUUUUUUGUUAAUAUAUUUGGGAAAACGU